Messenger RNA from Auanema sp. JU1783, 1290 nucleotides. Lineage: Eukaryota; Metazoa; Nematoda; Chromadorea; Rhabditida; Rhabditidae. The record is from the annotation of a GenBank genome assembly.
AUGCUAUUGUAUUAUUUGGCUGCUAUCUUUAAAGGCUUGCAUCCUCGAGUUGAUGAUGACUUCGUGGAUAAACUCAACUAUCACUACACAUCAGCAAUCAUAUUUGCUUUUGCCAUUAUAGUAUCUGCAAAACAGUACGUAGGAUAUCCCAUUCAAUGUUGGGUUCCGGCUCAAUUCACAGACGCUUGGGAACAGUAUACCGAAAACUAUUGUUGGGUAGAAAAUACAUAUUAUCUACCGUUAACUAGCGCCUUUCCAUCUGAAUUUGGAGAACGAAGAGCUCGGCAAAUCAGUUAUUAUCAAUGGGUGCCAUUUGUACUUGCUCUAGACGCGUUAUGUUUUUACAUUCCCUGCAUUAUGUGGCGGGGUUUGUUACAUUGGCAUUCAGGCAUCAAUGUGCAAUCUCUUACUCAAAUGGCAUGUGAUGCUAGAAUGAUGGAUGCAGAUGCAAGAGCAGCAACGGUCCAAACAAUCGCUGGACAUAUGGAAGACGCUUUAGAAAUUCAACGCGAGGUCACUGAUGUGUCGGGACUUUGUGUGUCUAAGCGAUGGGGUAACUAUGUAACGUGCCUAUACGUGUUUAUCAAAAUGCUAUACCUAGGCAAUGUGGUUCUUCAGGUCUUUAUAUUGAAUAGUUUUUUGGGUACAGAUAAUUUGUUCUAUGGUUUUCAUAUACUAAAAGACUUAUUAAAUGGACGUGAAUGGGAAGUUAGCGGAAACUUUCCACGAGUUACCAUGUGCGAUUUUGAGGUUCGAGUCCUCGGAAACGUGCAUCAUCACACAGUUCAAUGCGUACUAAUGAUUAAUAUGUUCAAUGAAAAAAUAUUCUUAUUCUUAUGGUUCUGGUAUUUCAUGGUAUCAAUGGUUACCGUAGCAUCAAUGUUUCACUGGCUCCUCAUCUCAUUUUUGCCUGGUCAACACAUGAAAUUUAUUCGAAAAUAUCUUCGUGCCACCGAUCUGGCUACCGACAGACAAUCAGUCAAAAAAUUUGUACACAAAUUUCUUGGCUUUGACGGGGUAUUCUGUAUGCGCAUGAUCUCAGCACACGCCGGAGACAUCAUGGCAACUGAGCUCAUCGUUGCUCUGUGGCAUAAUUUUAAUGAUAGAGUAAGAAAGAGUCCUAUUGAAAUGUUUGAGGGCGGUGUUAGCCAAUCGCCAAACAAGCUUGAUGCCAACUUCAAAACAUGGCUUCUCGGUCAGACAAGGUCGAAGCCUCCUUUUGAUGGUUCCAAUUUGACACGAGCCAAACGACAACGACGAAAAUCUGACGGAUAUUUCACAUUUGUCUAG